Messenger RNA from Ciona intestinalis (vase tunicate), 720 nucleotides. RefSeq lists its product as uncharacterized. Lineage: Eukaryota; Metazoa; Chordata; Ascidiacea; Phlebobranchia; Cionidae. The record is from RefSeq and is a predicted model, not a curated record.
AUAAUAGUAAAAUAAGAUUAUUUUAUUCUCGCAGAAAGAGCUGUUUUUAAGAGUUGUGAAUAAACUGUAUUGUUAUACGUAAACAAAAAUGUCUUGUGUACCAAGUAUUAACGCCUAUGUUGCCUCCCAUUCCCAUUCCCAACAAGCCGAAGUCCAGGAAAUGACAGAAACUGUUAUUACUCCACCACCCACUUGUCAGCAGCUGAAAGAAAAUGAAAAGAAGUCUUGGUUUGGAAGCAUUUUUGAUAAAUUCUCAUUCGUUGGACAUGAUGGUGUUACUUUGAUACAAGAGGCCAAGAAGACAGAAGUACAGCAAGAUAACAACAUGAAUCUGCUGUCUCGUGUGCGACAUCUUUCAAACUCAAGCACAGAAAGUACAUCCACGGAAAACCAGGAUAGAAUACGACAUCAAUCAAAUCCAGACCGAUAAACUAUUGUUUUAAAAACAAUGCACUUUUCUUUGACAUUGAUCUUUUUUUGUACUUCUAACACCACAGUAUCCCAGCUGCAAAAAAAUGUACAGCUUAAAACUGGUGUCUAAAAUUUGUGGGCUUGAUCUCGCACCAUUUUGUUGUUUCACCGAUGUAUAUAAUGACGCUGUCUCCUGACUAGGGAUUUUGAUUGUUCUUACAGUGUUUGUGAAUGUGUCAGUGCUUAUAUGUUGUGUAAAUUGUCCACGUGUACUAUUACUUUAAUACAUGAAUCUAUAGAUUCAGUUUG